Anopheles cruzii is the source of this 656-nucleotide messenger RNA. RefSeq names its product ADP-ribosylation factor-like protein 3. Gene Ontology annotation, cellular component: microtubule cytoskeleton; cytoplasm. The record is from RefSeq and is a predicted model, not a curated record. Lineage: Eukaryota; Metazoa; Arthropoda; Insecta; Diptera; Culicidae. The coding region runs from base 1 to 549 and encodes 182 amino acids. Gene Ontology annotation, molecular function: GTPase activity; GTP binding. The transcript is spliced from 3 exons. Gene Ontology annotation, biological process: cilium assembly.
AUGGUUUAUUUAGGAUUACUGUCGCUUUUAAGAAAGCUACGGUCGGCACCGGAGAAAGAACUGCGGAUUCUGCUGCUUGGACUGGAUAAUGCUGGCAAAACGACGCUCCUGAAGCAGCUGGCUUCGGAGGAGGUGACACAGGUGACGCCCACAGCCGGUUUCAACAUCAAAUCCGUCGCCUCCGAUGGCUUCAAGCUAAACGUGUGGGACAUUGGCGGACAGAGUAAAAUUCGACCGUACUGGAAGAACUACUUCGAAAACACCGACGUGCUGAUCUACGUAAUAGAUUCGAGCGACCGGAAACGACUGGAGGAGACCGGAGACGAGCUGACCGAGUUGCUGCUGGAUGACAAACUGAAAGCCGUACCGUUGCUGGUGUUUGCCAACAAGCAGGACAUUGUGGGCGCCCUGAAGGCUUCCGAAAUUGCGGAGUGCUUGAAACUGGUCCAACUGUCGGACCGUACCUGGCAGAUACAGGGCUGCAGUGCCAUACAAGGAACCGGCAUUAAGGAGGGAAUGGAUUGGGUUUGCAAGAGCAUCAAAAAGUGAGUGGGAAGUUUCUAGAGCCCACCGACAACCUUCCUGCGCAUCGAUAACGUUUUCCGUCCCACAGAUCUCGCCUAGCCUUAGCACCGCGGUGUAACGUGCCCGAAAGU